AUGCAGGGAAGUACGCUGCAGGAUUGGGGGAUGGGACGGAUUGCGGAGGUGAAAAGAGGGCCUACGGGGAAAGGGCCAAAAACAAAUGUCUGUAGGAUAACUUUAACAUUGUAUCAUGUAGACCUAGAUAACAAACCAAAUAUGGAUUGUCGUGUUAAUUUCGCUUUCUGUCAAUAGGCCUUUAUGUUCAAAACAGUUUUGCGUCUGAGAUAAAGUCCCUUGUUUACGGAUGUGACUAGAUGAGUACAGCUGACGAGACAACCUGGUCUCAGAGCAUUUCGUAUUAUUCUGUACCUAAAUCCGAGAUUUACGUUGACAUUUUAGUCAUUUAGCAGACGCUCUUAUCCAGAGCGACCUACAGUAGUGAGUGCAUACAUUUUCAUUUAGUUUGAAAUGUUACGUUUUGUAUGGUAUGUAUUAAUGUGUGUAUGUCCAUCACCCAUUUUGUAUGAUAUGUUACGAAUUACAAUUUGUAUUAUAUGUUACGAAUUUGCAAAAUGUACAAUAUGUUACGAAUUUGCAAAAUGUACUAUAUAUAUUAAUCAGCAAAACGUAUGAUAUGUUACGAAUUCUAGCUAGGUGGCUAAUGUUAGCUAGCUGGCUAACGUUAGCUAGUUUAGGGUUAAGGACCCGAUAUGCAUAAAUAAAAAAUGUAAAUAUAGAGACCCGCUCCGAACGGACCCAAGGAAAACUAGACCCAUUCCGUAUAGACUUGUUCAGAUCCCUCCUCUCGCGCUGAUAAUGCGUGAGAGAAGGGAGAGAGGUGCCGCUCUAGCAGGCGGGGGAGGGGCCGUACUGUGAGCGAGUGAAACAGGGAGGGAGAGACAACAUCCAAUCAAGCCUACUCGCGCUAUAGUAGACUAACAGCUGCCGUAGCUAGGUUAUUUAUCAAAUAUGAUUAAGAAGUACCUGUCUUGACUGCAUCAAACAGGGAGAAGCUAGUUAAGCUAGCUAACGUUAUCUAGUUAGGCUGCAGUGUAUGCGCUUUCUCAUUCUACAGUUACAUAUAACAACUCCUCCAUUCAGAAUAUUACCUAAAUAGCAGCCUUACCAAACAUAACAUAUCAUACUAAUUUGUGUGUCCCAGAUUUACAUUUACUAUGUCUAGUCUGAGAACAGGCUGGGCGAGAAGUGCACAAUAUCUGUUUUAGCUGUACUGUCAGCCAUAAUUUCAUGUUUGUGUACAUUUGAAUAAUGAAUUCUCUAGGUUUGAUAUUGAAGAAAAUGAACAAUGCGUCAACAUUGCAAUGUUGCGCAACCACAAUAUUUUGCCUUACAAUAUUAAUCGGACUAAAAUGGAUCACAUAAUAGCUAUAUUAACCAUCAUAUUCUCAUCUCAUUUUAAUGGGAACGUAAUGGGAGCUUUUUAACCACUAACCUGUCGACAAAAGCAGGCAUGAUUCUAAUGUCAUAUAUAAUUUUCAAACAUUCAGUCACUUGUUUUGCUAACAUUUUUAAGCAAUAUGAAUUAGAGGAGACAAUGGCCUGUUAUUAAAUGUUUUUUUAUUUUAUUCCAGGUCAUCAGUUUACAUUGUGUUACUUUCGUCCCACCCGUCUCUCCUGUAACUUUUUCCAGGCUAACACCAAGACUAGCUAGCAUUAUACUUGAAGCCUAUACUGUCAUUUAGUCACUAGAUGGGUUAAGAAAAUGACAUACAGUACCAGUCAAAGGUUUGGACACACCUACUCAUUACAGGGUUUUUCUUUAUUUUUAAUAUUUUCUACAUUGUAGAAUAAUAAGGAAGACAUCAAAACUAUGAAGGAACACAUAUGGAAUCAUGUAGUAACCAAAAAAGUGUUAAACAAAUCAAAACAAUAUUUUAUAUUUGAGAUUCUUCAAAGUAGCCACCCUUUGCCUUGAUGACAGCUUUGCACACUCUUGGCAUUCUCUCAACCAGCUUCAUGAGGUAGUCACCUGGAAUGCAUUUCAAUUAGCAGGUGUGCCUUGUUAAAAGUUAAUUUGUGGAAUUUAUUUCCUUCUUAAUGCGUUUGAGCCAAUCAGUUGUGUUGUGACAAGGUAGGGGUGGUAUACAGAAGAAAGCCCUAUUUGGUAAAAGACCAAGUCCAUAUUAUGGCAAGAACAGCUCAAAUAAGCAAAAAGAAACAACAGUCCAUCAUUUACUUUAAGACAUGAAGGUCAGUCAAUCUGGAAAAUUUCAAGAACUUUUAAAGUUUCUUCAAGUGUUAGUGACAGAUUUCUUGAUUUAUCUUAGAUUGAUUCUGACUGUUUUGAGGAAGUUUUACUGUAUGUUGUUGCUAUGGCGUCUCAAGAGGGACAAGCAGUUAUUUUGAUGCUUUUUUUGUAGUUUUGCAAGCGAUUGUCUUUUUAAGGGAGUAUGCGAGGCACACACGUUCGCUUUGCCUAGCCGAGUUCUGCUAGGAGCAAACCGAACCUAGUAUGCGGACGCCUUAAGGCAUUUCAGACCAGUAUUCAUCCCCUUUGGCAUUUUUCCUAUUUUGUUGCAUUACAACCUGUCAUUUAAAUGGAUUUUUAUUUGGAUUUCAUGUAAUGGACAUACACAAAAUAGUCCAAAUUGGUGAAGUGAAAUAAAAUAAAAAAACUUGUUUCAAAAAAUUCUAAAAAAUAAAAAACGGAAAAGUGGUGCGUGCAUAUGUAUUCACCCCCUUUGCUAUGAAGCCCCUAAAUAAGAUCUGGUGCAACCAAUUACCUUCAGAAGUCACAUAAUUUGUUAAAUAAAGUCCACCUGUGUGCAAUCUAAGUGUCACAUGAUCUCAGUAUAUAUACACCUGUUCUGAAAGGCCCCAGAGUCUGCAACACCACUAAGCAAGGAGCACCACCAAGCAAGUGGCACCAUGAAGACCAAGGAGCUCUCCAAACAGGUCAGGGACAAAGUUGUGGAGAAGUACAGAUCAGAGUUUGGCUAUAAAAAAUAUCAGAAACUUUGAACAUCACACGGAGCACCAUUAAAUCCAUUAUAAAACAAUUGAAAGAAUAUGGCACCACAACAAACCUGCCAAGAGAGGGCCGCCCACCAAAACUCACGGACCAGGCAAGGAGGGCAUUAAUCAGAGAGGCAACAAAGAGACCAAAGAUAACCCUGAAGGAGCUGCAAAGCUCCACAGUGGAGAUUGGAGUAUCUGUCCAUAAGACCACUUUAAGCCGUACACUUCACAGAGCUGGGCUUUAAAGAAGAGUGGCCAGAAAUAAAUAAGCAAACACGUUUGGUGUUCACCAAAAAGCAUGUGGGAGACUCCCCAAACAUAUGGAAGGUACUCUGGUCAGAUGAGAGAGCUUUUUGGCUAUCAAGGAAAACGCUAUGUCUGGCGCAAACCCAUCACCUCUCAUCACCCCGAGAACACCAUCCCCACAGUGAAGCAUGGUGGUGGCAGCACCAUGCUGAGGAGAUGUUUUUAGCGGCAGGGACUGGGAAACUGGUCAGAAUUGAAGGAAUGAUGGAUGGCACUAAAUACAGGGAAAUUCUUGAGGGAAACCUGUUUCAGUCUUCCAGAGAUUUGAGACUGGGACGGAGGUUCACCUUCCAGCAGGACAAUGACUCUAAGCAUACUGCUAAAGCAACACUCGAGUGGUUUAAGGGGAAACAUUUACAUGUUUUGGAAUGGCCUAGUCAAAGCCCAGACCUCAAUCCAAUUGAGAAUUGUGGUAUGACUUAAAUAUUGCUGUUCACCAGCGGAACCCAUCCAACUUGAAGGAGCUGGAGCAGUUUUGCCUUGAAGAAUGGGCAAAAAUCCCAGUGGCUAGAUGCGCCAGGCUUAUAGAGACAUACCCCAAGAUACUUGCAGCUGUAAUUGCUGCAAAAGGUGGCUCUACAAAGUAUUCACUUUGGGGGGUGAAUAGUUAUGCACGCUCAAGUUUUCUGUUUCUUUGUCUUAUUUCUUGUUUGUUUCACAAUCAAAAAUAUUUUCAAAGUGGUAGGCAUGUUGUGUAAAUCAAAUGAUACAAACCCCCAAAAAAUCCAUUUUAAUUCCAGGUUGUAAGGCAACAAAAUAGGAAAAAUGCCAAAGUUUACAAAUUUGCACAAUAUCAGCACGUGAGAAUGAGAGCACUGACUAACGUGUUGUGUCCCCAACCCAGCACAUAUUAAACAAUCUUACCAGUUACAAUGUUGCUGUAAAAUGAAGCCUAACUAGUUUACACUGCAGUACCUUAGUUACCACAGGGGAUGUAGUUAUUACAUUGGUUAUUAUUAUUAUUAUUAUUAUUAUUAUUAUUAUUAUUAUUAUUAUUAGCAUACUUUUUUAUUAUUGUAGUUAUACAUAUGGUAAAUCUAUGGAUUGAGGGGUGAAAUCUAAGACGAUAAACUACCGUCACAUCCACUGUAAUGGGUAGAGUUGACCAGCUAUUUCAAAAUAUGUGGCUAUGAAAUCAUAAGUAUGCUAGACCUAAAAUGAGAACCUAGCCUACUUGGACACUUCUUCGUGACACUAAUCAAUUUCAACCCUUUCAAUGACUCCAAAAUCCUUGAGACCAGAACACUAAGCACAUUAUUGGACAAUUUGUUUGUGAACUUGUUUUUAUGGCACUGCAUUGUCCUGUAGCCUACUCUUUUAUAUAUAUAUUUUUUUCUUGGUUAUUUGAAAUAAAUGUUUUAGGCCUACUUAUUUUUGCCCCAUUUAUUUUUAUUUUGCUAAGCUUUUUUGUUGAUGUUUUAUAGUGAAUAGUUGGUGUUAAUGGUGUAAAAACUAGAUAAAUCAAAAAUACAUUAUUUAAAACAAAAAUACAUAGACACUGAGUGUACAAAACAUUAGGAACUCCUGCUCUUUCCAUGACAUAGACUGACCAGAUGAAAGCUAUUAUCCCUUAUUGAUGUCACUUUUUAAAACCUCUUAAUGUGCAUGGUUCUGGUUCUGGUUCCGACCGACAUUUUCGCUUAUAAAUCUAUCUGUGGACACGGUUUCAUUUGCUCUUACGACUGUCCAUCAACUCCUGGCUGAACCCUGCCUCACAGCCACUGACAAAGCACAUGCCUGUAAUCGUUACAUUGUAGCGCAGCAGUAGAGUGGUUUUGUCACGGUAGCACAUUUCUGAGAUCGAUUUAUAGCCAUUAAUCUAUAAUAAUUCAUAGAUUUUAAACAAACAAAAAAACGUUAUGUUUGACCUAGACCAACAAGAUUAAUAUGAGAUGAAAGGCGAGUUCUUAACGAGUUCAGGAAGCCAAGCAAUAACUCUGAGACGUUCACAGCGAUAGGGGCAGACGUUUUGAUCAAGGGAGACCUUCUGAAAAUAUGCACAUUUUCUCUAACACUAAACAAACAAAUGUAUUUAACAGUUGAAAUGACUUAUAUGCUUUCUAAAUAUAGCAUAAUCAAAUUAUAAAAUGACUAACUAUAAGAUUUCACCUUCCUUAUAAGCCAUAUUCAUACAGUUUUGUUGAAUAGGAAAAGCAUAAUAAAAUAUUUAAUAUUUUUUAAUUAUAUUUGUACUGUGUACUUGAGCUUGUGUCCUCAAAAGUGACAACAUCAACUAUCUUUGCCAGAAAGGUGAGAUUUUAACCUUUCUUUGACUAUGCAGCAUUACUAGUUAUUGUUUAUGGCCCUCUCAUGAUAAACAAUAACUUUUGGGGAUUACGUAGAUUACAUUUUCGAUUACAUUUAGUUACAUUUGACUGGUUAAAUCCACUUCAAUCAGUGUAGAUGAAGGGGAGGAGACGGGUUAAAUACAUAUUUUUAAGCCUUGAGAGACAAUUGAGACAUGGAUUGUGUAUGUGUGCCAUUCAGAGGGUGAAUGGGCAAGACAAAAGAUUUCUGUGGUAGAGCAUGGCGUUUGCAACGCCAGGGUUGUGGGUUCGAUUCCCACAGGGGGCCAGUAUGAUUUUAUUUCAUUUUAAUAUAUGUAUGCACUCACUAACUGUGCUAAAUGACUAAAAUGUAAAUAUAGUAUAGACUGUUUUUAGCCUUCAGCCUUUAUAAAAUCAUAUGAACAAAUUUAUAUACAAUAUUAGACUAUAAAAUACUAUUGGUCUGAGAUAACUAUUGGUUUGAGCUGUCUCUUUAAGUCAAAGUGAACUAUUAGUCAUGUGAACACCUGUCUCUCUCAUGUAUUUCUGGAUAGAAUUGCCUAAAUAUGAACAUUUUUGUGGAGCAAUUGAGAUCAAGACUUUCCUCCUUCCAGGCACUUGUGUUGUUGGCCUUGUGUUGUUCUGUCCAUCUGUCAAAACUGACCCAGGGUUUGUGUGUAGACAAAGGGGCCCAAGGCCUUAUCUGGUGCCAUGGAAACCGUUGUUUUUGUCUUGUUGCAAACGGCCACCAAGUUGCAAAGUUCAGCAGGGCGGGAUUAGUUUAGAAAAUAUAAUGUUCACUUGCUGUUUCGUUUAUGGUCUGAGUUGAUUCAGCACCUGGUUUGCUGCACUGAUUGUAUUGUCUAUAACCAUAGGGGGUUUGAGAUAAUAGGCGACAUAUAUUUUUCCUUUGAGUUACCUGUGUGAGAGGGUGAAAGGCAGAUGGGAUAUAGAACAGAUACAAUCUGCUAGUUGUUUUGUCAUCUCACCUGUUCUCUCCUCCUUGUGUCCACAGAGCAGAGAGUAGACGAUGUGAGACUGAUCCGAGAGCAGCACCCCAACAAGAUCCCGGUUAGUAUCACAUCCAUUACCACCACAACCAUGCAAAGAUCUAAUAUACAUUGGGUUAGAGAGUAUUCCCAAAUACAGACCCAUCCAUGCUUUCCUCAACACAGAGGUUAUCCUUCCUAGCAGAUAUUUUCAUGAAGAAUAGGUAGAAGGGUAUGGAACCGUCUCGGUGUUAGCCAUGUGUCAGGACCCAAACAGACCACAUAUCAGAUUGAAUAUCACUUUAACCUUCCAUCUGCUGCCUCUCUAAUCCAGACACACACACUGAAACACUGACUGACUGAAAGGGCCUCAGUUACAGUACAUGACCACUUCCUGAUCCUUUCCUUUGUCUGUCCAGGGGUCCAACAAAUCUGAGUAAUUCCCCCUCUGACUGACACUAGCUUUGUCUUGGUAAUGUCCCCUCCCCCUCUGACUGACACUAGCUAUGUCUUGGUAAUGUCCCCUCCCCCUCUGACUGACACUAGCUGUGUCUUGAUAAUGUCCCCUCCCCCUCUGACUGACACUAGCUAUGUCUUGGUAAUGUCCCCUCCCCCUCUGACUGACACUAGCUAUGUCUUGGUAAUGUCCCCUCCCCCUCUGACUGACACUAGCUAUGUCUUGGUAAUGUCCCCUCCCCCUCUGACUGACACUAGCUGUGUCUUGAUAAUGUCCCCUCCCCCUCUGACUGACACUAGCUGUGUCUUGAUAAUGUCCCCUCCCCCUCUGACUGACACUAGCUGUGUCUUGGUAAUGUCUCCUCCCCCUCUGACUGACACUAGCUGUGUCUUGGUAAUGUCCCCUCCCCCUCUGACUGACACUAGCUGUGUCUUGGUAAUGUCCCCUCCCCCUCUGACUGACACUAGCUGUGUCUUGGUAAUGUCCCCUCCCCCUCAGACUGACACUAGCUGUGUCUUGGUCAUAGAAAUAUAAUAAAUAGAAUUGGCGUCCCCAUUCAAGUCAAUGAUGGCAUAAUGGGUGGACUGGCGGCCAUUGCGAGGAGCAAAGCUGGAAAUAAAAGCAGGAAGUGUACCCAUCAAUAUGUGCUUUGAUUUGUUGACUCCACUGACAUCACAAAAAAUACAUUCCAUUGUUUGAGCCACAUCAGUAACAUCAUUUUAAUGAACAUUCUACAUUACAUUUUAGUCAUUUAGCAGACGCUCUUAUCCAGAGACAUUUCCUCUGCUUCCUUUCAGGUCAUCAUCGAGAGAUACAAGGGAGAGAAGCAGCUGCCCAUCCUGGAUAAAACCAAGUUCCUGGUUCCUGACCAUGUCAACAUGAGCGAAUUGAUCAAAAUCAUCAGGUACUCUUUCAUGAUGUUACAUUAUCCUUUAUUACCUUCUCAUCAAUUUAUCAGUCACUCACUACAGCAAAUGUACUUCUACCAAUGUGUCGAUCUGAUGUGCUGAACUCUUUGUCCAUGUGUCUUUGUCCCACAAGGAGGCGCCUCCAGCUGAACUCCAACCAGGCCUUCUUCCUGCUGGUGAACGGCCACAGCAUGGUCUCCGUGUCGGCAGCCAUCGCUGAGGUGUACGAGCGCGAGAAGGAUGACGAUGGCUUCCUCUACAUGGUGUACGCCUCACAGGAGACCUUCGGAACCGUGGCCCCCCAGUAA
Messenger RNA from Coregonus sp. 'balchen', 8139 nucleotides. The record is from the annotation of a GenBank genome assembly. NCBI's taxonomy places the organism in Eukaryota, Metazoa, Chordata, Actinopteri, Salmoniformes, Salmonidae.